AUGGCAAACCAACAACGAUCUGAUGUAUCACCAGAUUUGGACGAUGAAGAAGAUCCAGAAAAUUUGGGUUCUACUGAACCUGAAGAUUUAACUAUCGGAAAAAAAUUUGUUAAUGUUUGUUUAAGGUUGCGUAAAGAUAAGAAAGAUAUUGGCGGUGAUGACAAUGCUGAUUCCGAUGUGAGUGGCCAACAGAAUUGGUCUUAUGAGGAGCAAUUCAAACAGGUCUUUAAAUUUUUUUCACUUUUCUGA
Enterobius vermicularis (human pinworm) is the source of this 249-nucleotide messenger RNA. The record is from the annotation of a GenBank genome assembly. NCBI's taxonomy places the organism in Eukaryota, Metazoa, Nematoda, Chromadorea, Rhabditida, Oxyuridae.